Molecule: messenger RNA, 2519 nt
Organism: Tripterygium wilfordii
Lineage: Eukaryota; Viridiplantae; Streptophyta; Magnoliopsida; Celastrales; Celastraceae
Product: calcium-dependent protein kinase 28
Exons: 12
Coding region: 448-2145 (565 amino acids)
Biological process (GO): protein autophosphorylation; intracellular signal transduction; peptidyl-serine phosphorylation
Cellular component (GO): cytoplasm; nucleus
Molecular function (GO): calmodulin binding; ATP binding; calcium ion binding
Source: RefSeq, a predicted model, not a curated record
CAAAGACUUGGUAUGAACUCAUUAUGUAUUGUGUUGAUGAGAUCAAUCGAAGUUUGGAAAAUAAAUCGGAUCGGACAGCAGGUCAAUCGAUGCGACAAAUAAGUAAACAAAUCCACUUUUUUUUUCUCCAUCUUCUCCGUCCAAUAAACGGACAAAGAUCAAACACCCAAGAGUUUUCUGUCUCAAAUGCUUGUUAUUUAUUCAAAAGCUCUCUUUUUGACCACCUGCACCUGAUCUGACUCUCUCUUUCUUCCCGUCUUCCUCUUAUCUGCACCUCCCCUUCCUCUUUUUCUUCCCCACCAUUUCUCUCUAUUUCAUUAUUAACAUCCCGCAUUUAUAUCUAUACAUAAUUGUAUACGUGUAUGCAUUUUAUAUAUAUAGACGCAGCUUUUGAUCAAGAAGCCUUAAAUAUAUGGUUCUUGAUCUUGAAAAAGCUAGUUGGAUAUCAUGGGUCUUUGUUUCUCUGCCAGCAAGGUUAGUGGCUCCAAUAGCAACACCCACGCCGCGAACCACCAGCAUAACCGCAAAAAACCCGUUAAAUCGACUGUGUUAACGACGGUGAAUGAUGCAAAUAAACGGCAACAACAGAGACAAAGACUACAACCAGCAUCACAACAUGGGAGGAACAAUAAUGAGGCCCAAAAACAGCCGGUAAGGGCAAAGGACAAGGGUAAUUCGAGGAAACAGAGUGGGAGUCUUCCGUGCGGUAAGCGCACGGAUUUUGGGUACGCGAAGGAUUUCAAUAAGACAUACACGAUCGGGAAGUUGUUGGGUCACGGCCAAUUUGGGUAUACCUAUGUUGCCACUGAUAAGGCUAAUGGGGAUCGUGUAGCCGUGAAGAAGAUUGAGAAGAUGAAGAUGGUUCUUCCUAUUGCCGUUGAGGAUGUCAAGCGAGAGGUCAAGAUUUUGCAAGCUCUUACAGGCCAUGAGAAUGUGGUUCACUUCCACAAUGCAUUUGAGGAUGAAAAUUAUGUGUAUAUUGUUAUGGAGUUAUGUGAAGGUGGCGAAUUGCUUGAUCGAAUAUUGGCCAAGAAGGACAGUCGUUAUACUGAGAAAGAUGCAGCUGUAGUUGUACGGCAGAUGCUCAAAGUUGCAGCUGAGUGUCAUUUACAUGGAUUGGUUCACCGUGACAUGAAGCCAGAGAAUUUUCUUUUCAAGUCAGCCAAAGAGGAUUCGCCUCUGAAGGCCACGGACUUCGGUUUAUCUGACUUCAUAAAACCAGGCAAGAAGUUUAAUGAUAUUGUCGGCAGUGCUUACUAUGUAGCUCCUGAAGUAUUGAAGCGUAGGUCUGGACCUGAAUCUGAUGCCUGGAGUAUUGGUGUUAUUACCUACAUUUUACUCUGUGGAAGACGCCCCUUUUGGGAUAAGACUGAGGAUGGUAUAUUCAAGGAGGUUUUGAGAAACAAGCCUGAUUUUCGCCGCAAACCAUGGCCAAGCAUUAGCAACAGUGCAAAAGAUUUUGUGAAGAAACUACUGGUGAAGGAUCCUCGAGCAAGACUCACUGCGGCUCAGGCUCUAUCACACCCGUGGGUUAGAGAAGGAGGAAAUGCUUCUGAGAUCCCUAUUGAUAUAUCAGUUCUGAAUAAUAUGCGGCAAUUUGUAAAGUACAGUCGUUUGAAACAGUUUGCUCUAAGGGCAUUAGCUAGCACACUUGAUGAAGAGGAGUUAGCUGAUCUCAAAGAUCAAUUUGAUGCAAUGGAUGAAGAUAAAAAUGGUGCUAUUAGUCUUGAAGAGAUGAGACAGGCUCUAGCUAAAGAUCUUCCCUGGAGAUUGAAAGAAUCACGUGUUGCAGAGAUUCUUCAAGCGAUUGAUAGCAAUACAGAUGGAUUCGUAGAUUUCUCUGAGUUUGUUGCAGCCACUCUACAUGUGCAUCAGUUGGAGGAACAUGACUCUGAAAAGUGGCAACAGCUGUCUCAGGCUGCCUUUGAGAAAUUUGACUUGGAUAAAGAUGGUUACAUAACUUCAGAGGAACUAAGAAUGCACACGGGUUUGAGAGGCUCUAUCGAUCCGCUACUUGAGGAGGCUGACAUCGACAAAGAUGGAAAGAUAAGCCUUCCUGAGUUUCGCAGACUUCUAAGAACUGCAAGCCUUGGUUCACGAAAUGUGCCUAGCCCAUCUAACCAUCGGAACCCUAAGAAGCUGUAAAUUAGAGCUGGAACUUAUUGAGAUGAGUUAGAAAAACGGAGGGCUCGAGUCCCUUCGUCCCAGAUGUUAUUUAUCUCAAGGAGCGUGCUCGACCCCAGCAGGCCCUUCCCUCCCUGACUCCCUCUCAUGUUCAAACCCCCCGGUUUACAUAGUGUUCUGGAAUAAAGAAGUAUGGGAUCAUGGGUUUUCAUUUAGGACCAAGGUGUUAACCUCAGAAAUAGGAAUGGCUUGGGCUUUAAGGGGUGAUGGGUUGUAGUCAAGUGUACAUUGUUGAUGGAGUGUGGCCGUGGGGGACUUUCAUGGCUGUGACCUGCGAUUUGUAUUCCUUGAGCAUGACUAUUAUUAAUCCAAAAGUGUUGUGUUUCUACUCUUAA